Molecule: messenger RNA, 8194 nt
Organism: Chroicocephalus ridibundus (black-headed gull)
Lineage: Eukaryota; Metazoa; Chordata; Aves; Charadriiformes; Laridae
Product: KIAA1549 ortholog
Exons: 20
Coding region: 450-6302 (1950 amino acids)
Source: RefSeq, a predicted model, not a curated record
GCGCGUCGCCGGCGGGCAGGGAGGGAGGGAAGGAAGGAGCGAGCACCGGGCCGGGGCUGCCGCCUCAGCCUCCUCCUCCCACGUGAAGGGCCGUCGCCGCCCCGGCGAGCGCCGCGGCCGGCCGAGGAGCCCAGCUGCCCCGCAGCGCGGGGGCUUCCCCUCCGCCUUCCACUCUCUGGGCCCGAACCGAGCCGCUUGCGGGGCGCCGCUUCCCCGCUCCCGCCGCUUCUGGGAGGCGGCUGGCGCCGCGGCGCUGCCCUCCCCCGUGAAUCCUCCUCACGGGGUGGGCGUGAGGAGCGGGGGCUGCGGCGGCCCCCCGCUCCCGGGCGUCCCAGCCCCGCCGGCGGUGGAUGCGCCCGGGAGGAGCCGCCGAGCCCGCCCAGCCCUUUUCAGGGACGCGGGGAGCCGGGAUGACUUGACGCCGGGCCCGCGGCGUGCCGUGCCGUGCCAUGGAAGGGAUGACACGCUUCGUAGUGGCCUCGGCGGCCGCGGCGCGCUGGCGGCCGGCGCUGCCCGCUCUGCUGCCGCUGCUGCUCGCCGUGCCGGCGCUGCGGGGCUCGCCCGCCGCAGAUGAGAGAUCCUUGGAGCAGCAAAAUUUUUCCUUUUUCUCAAUGGACUCAAAGAUGCACCAAAGCAUAUCAGGCAGCAGGACACAAAUGGCCUUAGCAAAAAGUACUUCGGAGUCCCAAGAAGGUAAUUUCCUUCAAACAGUUGUAUCAUCAGUUACUGCUCCCUUUGAUGGGACUUUAUUUAAACAAGAAGAAAUGGUCAGGAUUUCAGAAGGGAGAAGUACACCGUUGGUAGAUGUCUCCGUAACAAGCAACGAGGCGUUCUUAAGUGACGAUGAAUUUAUUAGCUCAUUUCCAAAGGCACAGUGGACUCCUCCACUAAAGUCUUUUGCAGUUUUAACAGAUCAUCACUCAGUUAAUACAGUAGAGCCAUCAAGAGAAACGUUAGAAACUGUAUUGCUAACACCUUCAUUACCUGUCCUUUUUUCACCAUACGAUAUCUCAAAAACAGCACAGCAAAAGACUCUGUUGAGUGCUGUCCCUGAAGACAGGAACACUCUUACAGAAUUGAAGCCUUUUGUACCAGAUAGUGAAAUGCUAACUGCUAGCAGAGACUUGCUGUUGCACCCUCCAAAUACAGAUAUUUAUUUCACUUCCAUUCCUUCAGAGGCGGGAGUUGCAGUGUGGGAAAACAUAAAUGCAAGUUUAACAGCUCUGCCUUUUGGGGCCGUUUCAGAAGAGUCACCUCUUCAUCUCAAGCUACUGGAUAGGAAUAGCCGUGUGACCCCAGAUACCACAGCACAGCGUGCAGACCCGUAUAAUGACAUUUACGCCUAUGCGAGUAGCAGGGCAGCAGAAACUCUCAGUCUAAGGACCUACCCCACUCCAAGCAUUCCCUGGGCCACAUCGGCUUCAGCAGCCAGCGCUGAGCCUGCUUUGUUUCCUAUUAGUCUUCCACUUGCGUCUUUCCCACUUCACUCAGCUGCCAUUUCCACGGACUCUAAUACAGUUCUUAAUGCCAGCCUGUUUACACGUGAACUCUCCAGUGCAACACCAAAUUUGCCUGCCGGGUCAGAAAUAUCAAGUCAAUCAGAGCUUGUUAGUGAGCUCAUGAGUCCAGUGCCUUUCGCCGGAUCAUACAGUUCUUGUCUGUAUUGUGACUCAGUUUCACUUCUGCCAGAAGCAGGCUUUUCCCCGGAACAUGACGUGGGCUCAGGCGAUUAUGUUGAAACUUUGUCCAUCAAAGCCUCUGAAGUACUAGGCAUAACUCCAUUUACAACUAUAAUUACUGACGGGUAUGAAUUAGAGGAGCCUACACCUGAGAUUUUUGAUACUUCUUUUCCAUCAAGACCAAUUGUUUCAUUUUCUUCAAGAUUCACAGAAAUGCCCGAUUCAAGCAUGUUUUUAUUAAGCACUAUGGACGCUGUUCUUAACAACGGAACACCUAUAACAAUUUCUCCUUCUGACUAUCAGCUCCCUGGAGGAACAUCACUGAACAUCUCCGUUGCCCAGUUUUCCUACCCUGUUCUGGAAACAGUUUUGUUGACACCAAGCAGUCGUGUAGAACUUCCUGAUGCCACCACCAUUCUGUUUGACUCUACCUUCAUGCCGAGUGAGCCGGUAGCAUCGUUUGCAGUCAGUCGUACGACUUUCCUGGAGUUGCCAGAAUUAACGCCAUCAGAAUCUGUGGUUUUGCUUGACAAAACAUCUACAAAGGAAGAACCGUCUUUAAAUGUUUCAGAUUUUCCAUCCAAGCUUUUAUCAAUGCCAUUUCUUAUUGAAUCUAGCUACUUGUCUUCAUCAUCGGCCAUGCUAAAUUCUUACUCUGUCGUGCAAGGUGAUAUAUCAACACUCUUACCUCUGACCUUAUUGACUGGGACAUCAGUACCUUCCGGGGAUGUUUCCAGCUGGGAGUUAGCUACCACUGUCAGCUCUGCCAUUGAUGCCGAGGUUUCUCAGUUCCCUAUCGGCCAAACAUCAUACUUUUAUUCAGAUGCAUUCUCUGUUCCAGGUGCACAAGUUCCUGAAAUAACGCUGUCAACAGAUUUUCAUUCAGAGUCAUCUGUGUUUCUGGAAGCACCCUCAGUAUUGCCAGCGGGCUCUGAAGUUGUGUUUACCUCAGCUGUUACAGGAGCUACCUCUCAGUUGGAGCCGUCACUCUCCGCCUCUCACUCCGUGGUUCCUACCCUGGUGCUGCCCACUUCCGACGCCCAGUCUGUUACCAGCAGCGUCUUGCUCAAUGAAACAAAUCUGAUCUCUUUGUUUACUACCUUUCCGGUGACUCCUGUCUUAAAUAUAUCUUCAUCUCUGCUCUCAACUGCUCUGGCUUCUGAUGAGGAUAUUGGUGCUACAGUUAACCCCACGCUGCUUCUGAUGUCUCGCAGCGAGGGCAGUGCCCACACAACCCUUCCUCCCGCAGACCCUGACAACCUGGUGUCACAUGCUGACACCAGCAGCGUGAUGCCCUCUCCUACAGCAUCUCUGUCUGUGACCACAUCGUUUGCUCCCACGCAGUUUCCUCCGACUUCCAUCCCUCCCACUGGAUAUGAAGUUCCAGCAGGAAGCGGUGUAACUGCUGGUACUGAUGCACCGGCUGCUCCCACCACUGUCCCCACGACCACUGCCGCAACUGCCACGGGCAGCCACGGCACGACUGCUGCAGGCAGCCUGGGGACAUUCUCCUCCACCCUUCCGGCAACCAUGACUCCAUCUGAACCUGUGGUUGUAACCUCUGCCAUCACCACUACUAGGCAACCCUACGUCUGCGACAUCACGGUUCCCGAUGCUUACUUAGUCACUGCGGUGCUGGCCCGAAGAGCUGUUCUACAAAAUGUCAGUGAAUCCAUCAAAGAAGUGCUCAGAGUUCAGUUCAGACGAUCAGUAGAGCUAGAGGUUUAUAAAAUUUCCCCCAAGUUUGCUUUCUUGGUGACAUCAGGUCCUUUUGUUUACACGGCAGUAGCUGUCAUAAACGUGCUUGUGAACAGCAGUCUUCUUCGUGGCGAGGCCCCCAUGAUCCUCUCACUGCAUCCUUCUUUCACUGUGCCAGAUAACAGAUUCCAAGUUCAGACAGUGCUUCAGUUUGUGCCUCGGAACGUGGACGUUGGGUUCUGCAACUUUAGCCAGCGCAUUGAGAAAGGACUGACAAUGGCAUUCAUGGAGGUGAGCAAACACCAGGAGUUCUACAACUUCACUGUGCAGAUACUGAAUAUAACUCUGAGUAGGCAUGGGGGAGCGUUUCGGCAAGGCCCCGUGAGCAUUGUUUUUGCUGUCCGAGGUAGAUACGGUUUUCUAAAUGGGUCUGAAGUCAGUGAGCAGCUAAGAAACUUGUCUGUGGUGGAAUUCAGCUUCUACCUGGGCUUUCCUGUGCAGCAAAUUGCUGAACCCUUUCAUUAUCCUAAGCUUAAUGUGUCUCAGUUGAUGAAAUCUUCCUGGGUGAGAACAGUUCUCUUGGGUGUCGUCGACCAGCGAAUUCAGGAGGAAGUGUUUCAGGCUGAGAUGGAGCGGAAACUAGCUCACCUGUUAAACGAGGCGUUGGUCAGAGGUCGGAUAUGGAGACGAGCCAGUUUUGCAGGCAGCAACGUUGUGCAGAUUGUGAACGUGUCACGGUUAGUUGGUGUUGAUAACCCUGUGGAGCUGAUCUAUUUUGUGGAGGACCAAGAUGGAGAGCGACUCAGUGCUCUGAAGUGUUCAGACCUGAUGAACAGAGUUGACAUCCAGCGGGCUGCAAUCAUCCUUGGAUACCGCAUUGAAGGCACUGUUGCACAGCCUGUGGAGAAGCUGAAGGAGUCCACCUCAGAAUCACAGAGUAGCAACCUAUGGAUUAUUGUUGGUGUGGCAGUCCCAGUUGCUGUGGUGCUCCUGAUCGUUAUUAUUUUAUACUGGAAACUUUGUCGAACAGACAAACUGGAGUUUCAGCCAGACACGAUGAGCAACAUUCAGCAGCGACAGAAGCUACAAGCCCCCAGUGUGAAAGGCUUUGAUUUUGCUAAGCAGCAUCUGGGCCAGCACAAUAAAGAUGAUGUCCUCAUUAUCCAUGAGCCAGCUCCUUUACCAGGACCUAUUAAGGAUACUACCCCAUCUGAAAAUGGAGAUGUGCCCAGCCCCAAAUCCAAGACUUCCUCAAAGCCUUCAAAGACUGUUCGACACAGAGGGAGAGUUUCACCAUCAGAUGCUGAGUCCACAGCAAGUGAGCAAUCCAGCGGGAGAGAGACAGGAGAAGAAACUGCAAGACCAUCAACUGUUGCAAAUGAGGGCAAACCACGCAGAGCAGUGAAGAAGGGACCUCCUCAGACCAGCAGUGGAAAUGAGCAGCACUCUUCAGCCUCUAUCUUCGAACACGUGGAUAGGAUGUCACGUUCCUCGGAUGCCAGCAGACGUGUCCCAAGCAAGAUCCAGCUGAUUGCUAUGCAACCAAUGGCAGCACCUCCCGUUCAGAACUCGGUGCUUUCUGAUCGAGUAGCAGAGACCAACAAAAUUAAUAAAGAGAUACAAACAGCCCUGAGGCAUAAAUCUGAGAUUGAGCAUCACCGCAAUAAGAUUCGUCUUCGUGCCAAGCGCAAAGGGCACUAUGAAUUUCCAGUGGUGGAUGAUGUGGUGGUGGUUGACUCCAAAGAACAGCACAGAAUAUAUCGCAAGGCACAGAUGCAGAUUGACAAGAUCUUGGACCCUGGAGGCAGUGUGCCUACUGUCUUCAUAGAGCCCAGGAAGAGUUCUCGUGCAAAACGCUCUCCCAAGCAGCGCCGGCGACACCAGAUAAAUGGUAGUCCAAUUGAUGCAGAAAAGGACAGGUUAAUCACAACUGACAGUGAUGGAACAUACAAGAGGCCUCCAGGAGUCAAUAAUUCUGCAUAUAUUUCUGAUCCAGACUUGCCUCCUGAACCUCAGACAUCAUCUUCAGCUGAUGUGGGGAAGUUCUCUGGCUUGCCUUCUCACCCAGUCUCCCAGUACAUCCCACCGCAGCCAUCCAUUGAAGAGGCUCGGCAAACCAUGCACUCGCUGCUGGAUGAUGCUUUUGCACUGGUGGCUCCUAGCAGCCAAGCAGCCAAUUCCACAGCUGUCACACCACCUGGGGUUUCUGCAGGACAGACGGUAAACAACACUCCUGCUCCAGCAGGGAGGGGAUCCACAUGUACCCAGUGGGGAUCACCUUACGGUCCAACUCAGGCAGUAAACAACCCAUUUAAUAGAUAUGUGGAAUUUGGAAUGACUCCGCCAACAGCAUCAGGUCUCCUACCAAGGCAGAACUUUGGGCCAGGUUUUCUUCAACCUGCAGAGUUAAUACACCCAGACCAGCAGCCACCCGAGGUUCAGUAUUCCUCCAGAGGGAUAUAUUCAGAGGAAAUGCCAUCAGUUGCACGGCCACGACCAGUUGGGAGCACCGCAGGUUCUCAGAUACAGCACCUCACUCAGGUGGGAAUUGCUAGCAGGAUCGGAGGUCAACAAGUGGAGAUCCCCUCAGGCAGAGCAGGGCAUGGCCAGCCGGGGGGGCCAGGGUGGCCCCAGUACCGUGGAGAGGAUGAAUAUGCUAGGCGAGAUGCAACGCAUAUGCAUGGACACCAAGAAUAUUCCUCCUCACCAGUAUUCCAGAUGCCGAGGACUUCAGCCAGGCAGCCUUCGGCACCCCCUGCUCAGCUUCCACACAACAGCCUUCAGGGCCAGGGCCAUUGCUACACCACCAGUUCCACUGAGGACCUCCAGCCAGGUCACUCUUCAGCCUCUCUUAUCAAAGCAAUUAGAGAAGAACUUCUACGACUUUCUCAGAAACAGGCAACAGUGCAGAACUUCCAUAGUUGAUUUAGCAUUCCCUUGCAAAUCUGCCAAGUAUCUGCUUCCUAUGGAAGCAAAGACUUAGAGGAAAUCAGCAAUGUUGUUCUCUCAAAAGAAUGAACUUUCACAGCUCUUGUUGACAGCGCUCUGGAAAAAAUGAAAAAGGCAGCAAAAUGAGGAUAGUAAGGAGAGAUGGGGGACAAACAGGGAAAAUCAUCAGUGUCAUCACAAGUAAUAUUAAUUAAUCUGCUAAUAUUACGGUGCUCCUCUUCUCUCCCUACCAUCGUUCAGCCUGACAAAUAAAUAAAAUCUUAGGUCAAGAAGUCAAUGCUCCAGCAACAAAAAAAUCACAGGAACAAACUCCAAUAUGAUAGACUUCUUUAUCUAAGGAAGUAGGCAAAGGUUUGAAUAAACUGAGUUGACACUUUGCAAGCGAUAACAAGUAUUCUGAUUUCUCCACUGCUUAUGGAGAACUGGUUUAUGUUGUUCUGCAAGAUUACAAACUGUAUCAGCUCAAGAGUGUUGAAGGUGUGGUCCCACGUAAGAGUCACUUUGGUUGUCAGGAUCGAUGGGACUACUUGGAAUAAAAGUCUUUGUGAGCUACUUGUAACAAACUGGAACAAUAAUUGUUAUAGCUCUGUGCUUCCGAAUGGAGCUACCCUCUGCACUCUUCCUUGUUUUCCUUCUGGUGCUGAAGCUUCAAGUGUUCCUUCAUCUUCAAUGUUUGCAAAGUGAAACAUUGGCCUUGUAUAACUAAGAAAAUAUCUGUAGACUGAUUCAGGCUGGAAAAACAAAGCAAAGCAUCCAAACAGAAAGGGCUUGGUAUUUAUUUUGUUUAAAAAUUAUCGAAAACUAGGAGAGGAAUACUCAGCCACAGUUGAAUUUGGGGAAAUGUGUAUGUAUAUCUUUAAAAAAUAUAUCUACAUACUAUAUGCUCUUGCAAAACCAGCGGUAAAAUAUUGCCACUCUGUAGCUUGCUUUGUGGACAGAAACCAAUCCAGCCUGACUAGUACAGGGUCACCAGCAUUAUGUUAUAAAUUGAUGUUCUAAAUCAUUGCUUAUGUUUGGAUCUGAAUAAUUUUAGUGAAAGUCAGUGACAGUUUAGAGCAUUAACAUAGGCUUAGAUUUGCGGUUUUGAGACAGUUUCUAUAUUUAUACUUGUUUCCACUGUCCCUUUGGACAAAGGAUAAGCAUUAUCCCCAUGGUAAGAAUGGUACGUGCCAUGGAACUGUUUGUCGCUGUUUUUUCCAGAGUUUUAAUUUAAUAUUAGCUACGAAUUUACUAAUAUUUGGCCAUUGCAUAACUGUAACUGACAUAAUACAUGCGGAAAUUUUACUUAAGUUGUGAUUUGUUGGAGUGUUUUUAUUUUCUGAUCAGACUGAUCUGAAGCUAACAGACUGGCACAGAGAUACGGGGUAAGCACGGUGUUUGUGAGGAAGCUUGGGAACCUUGCCCUAGAAAAAUGAAAAGCAAAACUAUUUGGUGCUACAGUGUGGGUAUUUCAAACGCUAGCAGAUGGUACUCAUAAAAGGUCUAAGAAACAGUAGUCUGCCAAAGAGGUCUUUGGGGAAUUGAUCAAGGUAGGGCUGUGUUUGCCUCACUCACUGGGGUAGAAAUGGCAUUGGUGACAUACAGGGGUGUAACACUGGCGUGGCAUGGUCUUUGGCUACCACAUGUGUUCCUGGCUCCAGUGCACAGGUCAGUAACUGUCACAGGACUAACUCAGACUGAAAUGAGAACAGGUAGGAGGUUCAUGGAAGAACAUGGAAGUACCUUGUUCAUGAAGUAAGUACAUAAUUUUCAUUGCCAAAGCCAAAACUAGGAAGCAACUGGCUGCUCAGUGAUGUGGAAAAAAGGUGGUAUGUUUCCCCUCUUUAUUGGGAAGCUCAGUUAUUUUUCUUUUUAUUGAUGAUCAUCAA